Molecule: messenger RNA, 996 nt
Organism: Fonsecaea monophora
Lineage: Eukaryota; Fungi; Ascomycota; Eurotiomycetes; Chaetothyriales; Herpotrichiellaceae
Exons: 2
Coding region: 1-996 (331 amino acids)
Source: RefSeq, a predicted model, not a curated record
AUGAAGACCCUGAAACCGGCGCCGAAGGAGGGUGGCAACACGAGGACGACGUCCAAAUCGGAGAGAAAGACUCCUCGAGGCAGGACUUCUCGAGCUGUGACGGGGACCAAGCGUGCAAACUCUGCCGAGCCACCGACAGCCCGUGUGUAUACUCUGCCAGACGGCGAGAGGCGAGAAACUAGUAAGAGAGCCAAUCCACGUUCACAUGUCGAGCCAUUUUGGGGGCAGUGGUGGCUAAUAAGUCCUCAAAGUUACUUCCAGAUGCGAGAAGUCACCGAUGCGGCCCUGCAACGACUAUAUUGGGCCUGUCGCAGAAGGACCGGCUUCCCGGGAGACAUUCCCGACGAGUCGAAAGGAGGAGGGGUCUCGACGACCGAUAUCCUGCAGGGACUAGGCCUGUUGACCCCCAACCUCGACGAGCCAAACUUUCUAAGCGGGCCCGAACAGUCGACGACACGGCUGUUCAGUAACAAAACGCCGAUGGUGAUGGUGCAGACGCGAGCCCAAACCACGAACACAAACACUCGCGACUCCGUCGAGGAUAUCGACGAGCACUCCGCCACAUCGGUCGCAUCUACGUCCAGCAGCUCGCCAUCGUCGACGGGACCGACGGUGACGAUGACGACGAGGACCGCGCAAGAGAUGGACAUGAAGACCCAGUUUAAAUUGACCUCGUCGCUGCCUCCCACGGGCAGAUGCGCAUCCUUGAUAAAACGGGCGCCGUCCCACGCCGCCCACGACGACCAGCCCUUCUUCCAGGACCAGUUCAUGGAACCGCGCCUGGAAGUCGACGCCUUUGUCGACAUGAGUCUCUGUACCUCUCCGUCACCACAACCACCACCGUCCCACCUUUACGGUCAGCCAUUGUCAUCAUCAUCCACCAACGUGCCGGUCAUGCCCGCUUUGCCGCAUAUCCCGUACGGGCACCCUCACCACCCGUCGCACGAUCUCGUGUUUGAUAACUAUACUAUCUGUCCCCGUGGGCCGGGUCUAUAG